GGGGGGGCGAUUCGCCGGGGCGGGGCGGCCGUUGGGCGCGGCCAUUUUGAACGUACGAAGGCCGGUAGCUGCCUUUGGGGUGGCAGCUAAUGGACGCGCUGGCUCUGCGCGUUGUGUGGGCGGCUGUUGGGCUCCCAGGGAAACGGCCUCACGCGGAGCAGCGCCAGGCGGCGGCGGGCGCGGGAGAGAGACUUAUCACAUAUAAAAAUGAUUGACUCGGUCAAAGUAAGAAGACAGUGCAUGCUGGAUUUCUACUCUCAUUAUGAACAUCCAUGUGCUGUUCAAGGCUCUGUCCCACUGAAAGCUGUGAAAGCCAAUCUGAAUGAGGGUGCUCUUGAUCUAACUGUAGAUAGCAUCAAAGCUGCUGACUGGGCACCGCUUCUAAAUGCUAUCAGGCAUAAUAAGACCCUGACUUCUAUUGCAAUAGGAAGUUUUCAUCAACAGGGUCUUGGAGAAUCAGGUGUUGAAAGGUAUAAAACUUACUUCAGAAGGAGAAUUCCAGCAAUUCGAUCAAAAGAUUUGACUGGUCAACUAUGCAAAGCUGUCAAAGGCUGUCUGAGUAUAUCAGAUGUACUAAAAAACUUGGAACUGCAGGGACUGCUUCUGAGAGAAAGAGAUCUAAUACUUCUAACAAAGGGGUUGGCCAAAACUUCAUCUCUGGAGAGCAUCUCUCUAGCCCACUGUCUGAUUGGAGAUGGAGGAUUAGAAACAAUCUGUCAGUGUGUGAAGAAUUCAGCUAGUAUCAGAUGCGUAAAUUUCACAGGAUGUAGCCUUACCUGGCGAGGGGCAGAACAUAUGGCAAAUGUUUUAAAGCACCAGGCAAUGAAAAGGCAUAAUGAAGCUUGGGCUGAAAGCCUAUGUUAUAGGAGACCUGACUUGGACUGUAUGACAGGCUUGAGGCGCAUUACUUUCAACUGCAACAUGCUUGUUGGAGAUAGAGGAGCCAGCGCCUUUGCAGACUGCCUAGGAGAGGACCUGUGGCUGAAAGCACUUGAUUUGCAGCAGUGUGGAAUAUCCAACGAAGGAGCAAAGUCGUCAUUUGAUGCUCUACAAGUUAAUAGAACAUUAGUGGUACUUGACAUAAGAAAAAAUUUAAUUCUAGAUCAUGUUUUGAUGAAAAGCAUUAUUGAAAGAGUUCUUAUGAAUGGAAAUAGUGCCAAUUCAGAGUAUAAGUGGCUGACAUCUCCAUCUUCAAAGGAUGCUUUGAAAACUAGACCGAAGAAAAGAACUAUUGUCCUAGGAAGUGGUUGAAAAGGAAAAGCUACUAUUCGUAUUGGAUUAACAUCUAAAAAUUCUGUGAGUCCUGGGGGGGAAAAAAAUCCAUCUGUGAAAGACAGUUAUUCACCAAAACCACUACCACCAGGCACAAAAGGCUUCCUUCCUUGGUGCACUGCGGAACGUGCAAAGAGAUGCAGGGGGGCUCCAGUGGACAGUACUCAAGAGUUACCAGUGAAGAUUCAGACAGAUAUUCCUAUGAAAGUCACAGUAGAAAGUGCUGCUACUUCUGAAGAGACAGAAGAAUCGGAUGAUAUUAUCCAUCAUCCUGACUUGACAAAAUCAUUAGAUAAAAUUAAUGUAACAAAGUAUCAGCAAUUCUAGUUGGAACUAGAAGAAUGCCUACUAAAAUUAAAGGAAGAAACAAGAGCCAGAGUAAAGGCUGAGGAACGGAUAAUGGAGUUGGAAAUUGAAAAUGCAAGGUUGAGGAACCUAAACAUCUCCCUAUCUGAGGUUCUUCAUGCACAGUCGGUAACCAACAUGAUUUUGGAAGAUGAAGGUGUUCUAGGCAGCAUUGAGAACUCUUUCCAAAAGUUUCAUGCUUUUUUAGACUUCCUUAAAGAUGCUGGACUUGGGCAACUCGCUGCAUUAGCUGGGAUAGACCAGUCAGAUUUUGGUCUAUUGGGGCAUCCACAAAUGAAUUCUACUCUUACUAAACCUGCUAAGAUGCUAAAGGAGAAGUCAUUUGAAGAAGAAAGACAAGAACAUACCCAGAAUAGUAAAAAUGGAGGUAGAGACAUCCAGGUUUCUCUUCCUGGCACACUUCAGGUUGUUGUGCAACAGCAGCCAGGCUUAUGGAAAGAAAACGAAUCUCAAACAAUUAGCCAAAAUAAGGAGGAUAACCCCCAAAAUAGCACUCCAACAUUCUCUGAGAGGAGAGUCAAACAAAACGAACAUGCAAAAGGACAUCACUUAGCUAGACAAUCGGUUACUAGUCUGCAUUCAUUUUCUGCUUCCAGUGUGAAUAUUAAAAGUAAUGGUAGCAAAAAAUCCAGUUGCACUUCUGGUGAAAAAAGCAAAAGUUCUUCUUCAAAGAAAUACAUCCACAGAGCAAAUGAAACUGCAAUUGUAAGUACUGUAGCAAGAGGAGACCAAAGUAGACUGCAGACAGCAGACCUCUCUGGAACUGAUACUGUAGGAUCUGGUUCUGAAAUUCAAGUGCUGGUCAUAGAAUGAAUACUCUUGUAAUGUUUCUGAAAUGUUUGGACUGUUCUUUAUACUUGCAAAAUUAAAAAUAAAUUUUGGAUGCCUUAGUAUAGC
This is a messenger RNA of Dromaius novaehollandiae (emu), 2535 nucleotides long. Its product is annotated as centrosomal protein of 78 kDa-like. Gene Ontology annotation, cellular component: centrosome. The transcript has 16 exons. Gene Ontology annotation, molecular function: protein binding. The record is from RefSeq and is a predicted model, not a curated record. Lineage: Eukaryota; Metazoa; Chordata; Aves; Casuariiformes; Dromaiidae.